CAGGAUCUAACCCCCUGAAGAGGAACAUGUAUAAUAUAACUACCUAACCUAGGUAAUAUAUAGGUAGCUAUGUAUGUAUUGUAUUGUAUUGUGCAUGGAUAGCAACCAAACUUCAACCGGCCAACCCUCACGAAACGCGACGGCGAUAACCAUCGGUGUGCUGAUUAGCGGUGUAUGCAUGUACAUACCUACCUACACAUACAUAUCUUCAGCUACCUACACUACAUGCCUACCUGUACAUGUCUACAUAUAUCCAACCUUGCCGCCGGUUUCAGAUCCAUCACGUCAAUCUUUCUUACCUACCUAACUGCCUCUACCCUCGCCUCCCUGCCCCCCCCUCCCUCAAAAGUGCCAAACGCAAGAUGUGCUUACUUACAGCAUUACCUACAGCAUCCAACCAGAUCCUACACGUGCGUGGGAUCCUGCAACCUCUUUGGUCUAUCUGGUGGCUUAUUUUUAUUUUUAAAAAUUCUUUUUUUUGUAUUUUAUACUAACCUAGGUAGCUACCUAACUACCUUUUAUAUGCCUUCCUCUGUACCAACCUGCCUACCUUACAUAUGCAUAGUGUACAUACCUACCUCACGUCUAACUCUAGUGCACCGGCCCCCCCUUACCUAGAUAUCUCGAUGCCAACGGAACCUGCGGUGAGUAUGUUUGAAGCUGAAGUCGGUUAGGUAGGCAGGUCGGUUAGGUGCCUAGUCAGACAAGCAGGCAGGUAAUGUAUGUAAUGUGACUGCAGCUACCUGCAUGGAAGCAGCCCCGGUC
Molecule: messenger RNA, 765 nt
Organism: Hypoxylon fragiforme
Lineage: Eukaryota; Fungi; Ascomycota; Sordariomycetes; Xylariales; Hypoxylaceae
Exons: 2
Coding region: 175-618 (147 amino acids)
Source: RefSeq, a predicted model, not a curated record